Messenger RNA from Puccinia triticina, 750 nucleotides. RefSeq lists its product as uncharacterized. The transcript is spliced from 2 exons. The record is from RefSeq and is a predicted model, not a curated record. Lineage: Eukaryota; Fungi; Basidiomycota; Pucciniomycetes; Pucciniales; Pucciniaceae. Bases 1 to 750 code for a protein of 249 amino acids.
AUGACUGACCUCGAAGUGAUCAGAGCACUCCACAUGGACCACCGCCCCGCAGAGCCCGCCGAGGACGCACCCGCUCAGGACACCGGCCGGCCGGGGACGAACAUCUACAAACAGCUCAAGCGAUCCACCAGCCAGCUCCUCCGCACGGCCCUCCGCCGCACAGCCCGGCUCCGGAAACACGCCGCGCCGGCCGCCCCGACGAGCGGAUACGGCUCGACGCUCAGCCUGCCGACGCCGGCUAGCCCGAGCCCCGUCCGCGCAUCCGCCGGCCCGUCGCAGCUGUACGGCCACCGGCGCAGCUCUCGCCAGUCGAUUUUUCUGCCCGCCCUCUCGGCCUCCCCGCCCCCGCCACGCCCACACUCGCCCACCGACCUUGCGCUCAGCCAUCUCGACCGCAUUCUGCAGGGCGCCCCCACCCCCCCGCCCGAGCUUCCCCCCCCAGCCCCGGCCCCCCUCACUCACGCCCUCUACGCCCUCAGCCCGCCCCACAGACCCGCCCGCAAAACCUCCCUCUCAAGGCCCCUUCCUGAACUCGGCCUGCGUCGACACCCCUCCAACCCCGAUCGCCCGCCCCACAAGGUCGUCAUCCAUCCCGAGGCCUGGCAGGCCAUCUCCAUCUCCGCCUCCAGAUACCACCACCAAGCCGCCCGCUGUCUCCAGGACCCCGCCGACCCGCCCCCGCCCCCCGACACCCCCCGCGUCCCCUCACUCGCCCCCGAUCUUCCCGUGGCCUCACCGCCUCCGCCCUAA